Molecule: messenger RNA, 1122 nt
Organism: Hirsutella rhossiliensis
Lineage: Eukaryota; Fungi; Ascomycota; Sordariomycetes; Hypocreales; Ophiocordycipitaceae
Product: DDE superfamily endonuclease domain-containing protein
Exons: 7
Coding region: 1-1122 (373 amino acids)
Molecular function (GO): nucleic acid binding
Source: RefSeq, a predicted model, not a curated record
AUGGGGCAUACCCCAGAGUACUAUUUCCAGCAGAAUGCGAGAGACCAGGAGGCCAACUUGGUUGCAUGGACUCUUCGCCAAGAAUCUCUGGGUUACGCUCCGUCCCAGAGUCAAAUCCGCGCCUGCGUUGUUGCCGUUCUGAAACAGCAAGGCUGCGACUCAAGAUUGGGACGUCAUUGGGAAGAAAAGUUCAUUCAACGCCAUCUGGAACUUAGAAGCAAGGUCGUGCACUGGUACUUUGACGUCAGGGAGAAGGAGUACGGGUGGAUCAAGCCGGAGAACACGGUGAAUGUUGAUGAAGGGGGGAUUAUGUCGGGUUUUGGUCUGGACAGUCUGGUGGUUGGAAGUUCGGACCCUAAACGGAAGACUCUUCUCAAGGGACCCCAGUCCCGCAGCUGGACCACUUUUAUAGAGGCCAUCACCGCUGACGGGCGCGCCUUGACUCCUGGCAUCAUAUUUAAGGGCAAAGAUCUCCAGGCACAGUGGUUUAAGGACGAGUUUCGAGAAUUUGCGGAUUGGAACUACAUAACUUCACCAAAUGGAUGGACGGACAACCACAUUGCCGUCGAAUGGCUUGAGGAAGUCUAUUUGCCUCAGACGCGACCUGACGACGACUCUGAGGCCAGGCUUAUCAUUCUGGAUGGACAUGGGAGUCAUGCAACGAUGAUCCCCUGGAUGAGUCGGUCGUCGUCGAAGAAGCAGGCCCCAGGAUCUCCCGCGUCGAGGCAUAUCAGCACCGUGGAGAUCUCCUGCGAGGCCUAUGCCUACUUUGCCCACGACGAGGACUCGUGUCAUCGGAGGGCAACCGUGCAGCACUUUGUGCUAUUUGUACCAUGGGAGUCUUUCAUGUGCGAAGAAAUGGGCGACAUCAACAGCAUCUGGGCGCGGGCGCGAGAGGCGCUGGCUCCGAGAAUAUCAUGUCUCGACGACAUCGUGCCGAUAUCGUGCGGCUGGUUCGACGAUCAGCCGAAGACGCAAAACGCGACGCUAAGCAAUGGGCAUCCUCAUCCGGAGAUGCCUAUCCGACGGUCGCACACGUGGAAGGGGCGGGACGGACGAGGCGGGCGCAGAAUCAACAGCGACGUAUCGGUCCAAACAGCAUCGGAAACGCAACGCAGCUGA